Molecule: messenger RNA, 1192 nt
Organism: Labrus bergylta (ballan wrasse)
Lineage: Eukaryota; Metazoa; Chordata; Actinopteri; Labriformes; Labridae
Gene: cabp2b
Product: calcium binding protein 2b
Biological process (GO): regulation of voltage-gated calcium channel activity
Cellular component (GO): cytoplasm
Molecular function (GO): calcium ion binding; calcium channel regulator activity
Source: RefSeq, a predicted model, not a curated record
GAGAGUGUGUGAGUGUGUGUGUGUGUGUGUGUGUGUGUGUUUUUGUGUGUGAGCCUGUGACUACGAGAUGUUCAUGAUCAUUCGGGAGACGUCCGCCGCAGGAGGCGGUGCUGCAACCAUGAGUGUGCCAUCGGAGAGGAGUGCAAAACAGGUGCAGGCUGCCAUCAAGAAGAAGGUGGAGAAGCAGAAGAAGCGAUCCAUCGACCUAGGAACCGCAGACGUUCAGAUCACUGCACCUCUCCCUCCUCACCUUCAAAGGCCGGCGAUGAUGGCAGCAGAAGCCGGGGCUGAGGGGGCUGAGGAGAGUGAGGAGCUGGAGCGGACUCUGGAGGAGAUGAUGGAGGGACCACCGAGGAGAGAGAACGAGAAAGAGGAGGCUGAGGCUGUCGACCUGCUGCCCAUAGUGGACUCUGUGUUUGGACAGGACAGAGAGCUGAGACCAGAGGAGAUUGACGAGCUCCGUGAGGCGUUUUUGGAGUUCGACAGGAACAAAAAAGGCUACAUCAGUCAUAAAGAUCUCGGGGAGUGCAUGAGGACCAUGGGAUACAUGCCGACAGAGAUGGAGCUCAUCGAACUGAGCCAGCAGAUCGGUGGAGGGAAAUUGGACUUUGAGGAUUUUGUGGAGCUGAUGGGACCAAAGAUGUUGGCAGAGACAGCCGACAUGAUCGGAGUCAAGGAACUACGAGACGCAUUCAAAGAGUUUGACUCUAAUGGGGAUGGUCAGAUCAGUUUGACUGAGCUGCGUGAAGCAAUGAAAAAGCUCAUGGGAGAACAAGUGACCAACAGAGAGAUCAACGAGAUUCUUCGAGACGUUGACCUCAACGGAGAUGGUCUGGUGGACUUCGAGGAGUUUGUGCGGAUGAUGUCUCGCUGAAAGGUCCACCUACGUUACAGAUCAACAAAGAAACUGUGCAGCUACUGGACUUGUGACCACACUACAUCGUAGUGAAUGUUAUUCAUCUGCUCUUAAGAGCAUGUAUCUGGAAAUUAUAUUUUUCAUAUUUUAUAAAGAAAAACAAAUUAAUACGUUUGAAUAGACAAUAGCACCCUGCCUAUGACUGACACAAAUAUUCACAUCUGAACUUAGGGUGCUGCAUUAAUAUUUAUUAUUUAAACUUCGGUAAAACAUAUCGAAAGCUUCAUAGACAACAUUUAUGACUCUGUUUUUAGAAGUAUUUUUAUGUAUCAAUGG